Stegodyphus dumicola is the source of this 2145-nucleotide messenger RNA. RefSeq lists its product as uncharacterized. Lineage: Eukaryota; Metazoa; Arthropoda; Arachnida; Araneae; Eresidae. The record is from RefSeq and is a predicted model, not a curated record.
AUGCUUAAGGGAGACAUCAUAAAGAGAGGAGAAUCAUUACCCUUUGCAAUUUGUUCUCAGUUGGGUUGGAUCAUUUCCGGGAACACUAUUACUGAUGAUUCGAAUCUAACUAACACUUUUACAGUGAAUAAUCUUCAGUUGAAUACAAACGAAUUAGUUGAAAGAUUUUGGUCUUUAGACUCCAUUCCGGAAGUCAAACGUAUUUCAAGUGAAGAUAAAAAAUGUGAAGAGUUCUUUAAAACAACACACUUCCGUGAUCAAAAUGGUCGUUAUGUAGUGAAACUUCCAUUUAAAGAUAACCCUUCAAGGUUGGGUAAUUCUAAAGAUCUUGCUUUACAAAGAUUUAAAUCUUUAGAGAGAAAUCUCUUAAGAUCUCCUGAUACAUAUGAUAUGUAUAAACAUUUCAUGAAGGAAUACUUGGAUCUCGGGCACAUGGAACCAGUCCGUAGUUCAGAGUCCCCAAGUCAGGCAUACUACAUGCCACAUCAUGCAGUAAUUAAGGAAUCUAGCUCUACGAGUAAAAUACGUGUGGUAUUUAAUGCUACUAGUGCUCAAAACACUGAAGAGUGCAAAAAUCUAGUAAAUCAACUCUUGCAAAUGUUAGAACGUGGAGGAUUACUUCUGCGUAAAUGGUCAUCCAAUGACUUGUCAGUGUUAGAGAAUAUACCCCAGGAGUUGAGAAAUGAUUCUGAGGCUAUGAAAAUUCAAGACGAUAGCUCAAUCAAAGUUUUAGGAAUUAAUUGGAACCCCCGUGAAGACUACUUUAACUUUUCCGUAUCCAUUUCUGACAUGUGGAAACUCCAUUUAUCGUGGGAUGAACCUGUUAGUGAUGAGAUUGCUAACAAAUGGAAGAUUUUCCGAAAUGAUUUACAUCUUAUUCAACAAUUAAAAAUACCGAGAUUUGUUUUGAUUCCUGACGUGAACUAUAUUGAUAUCUGUGCUUUUUGUGAUGCCUCCGAGAAAGGCUACUGUGCAGCAAUUUAUUUGCGUUCAGUGUCACGUAAUUUGGACAUCAAAGUAACACUCUUAACAUCAAAAACAAAUUCCCCUCUGAAAGUGCAAUCAUUACCUCGAUUACAGUUAUGCGCCGCAGUUUUGUUAGUGAAUUUCCUUAAAUCAGUGUUAGAACAUUUAGAGUUUCCUAUACGUAAAGUUUUGGCCUGGACAGAUUCAACUGUUGUACUGUCCUGGAUUUCUGCAGAACCAUACCGUUGGGUUCCCUUUGUUGCAAACCGCGUUGCUAAAAUACAGAAUACAAUUCCUAAUGUAAGGUGGAACCAUAUCAAUGGAAAGCGGAACCCAGCUGAUUCAGGUACAAGAGGAAUGUUUCCAGCAGAAUUUCUGAAGUGUGAGCGAUGGUUCAUUGGACCUACUUGGUUAUAUUCACAAGAUUACGAACCAUGUCCUGACAGUGAACAUCUUGCUGAUGUAGAUUAUGAAGGAGUUCAGCUCUCUUAUUUAAAAACAUCGAGAGAAUUAAAAGGUGUGAGCAGCCGAGUAAUACAAUUAACUCCCUUCCUUGAUGAAGAAGGCGUCAUUCGAGUAGGUGGUCGCUUAAAAAAUGCAAACAUUCCUGAAAAUAGCAAACAUCCUAUUUUGCUUCCAAAGGAAGGACAUGUCACUAAUCUCAUCGUAACUCAUUACCAUGUCAAUUAUUUGCAUGCUAGUCAAGAGUUAUUAAUAAGCACUUUACGAAUGCAGUUUUGGAUUCUUGCGGUGAGAAGCGUAGUGAGAAAGAUUAUUCACAGAUGUAUUCCUUGUAUUAGAAAUCGAGGCAAGACUGUGACCCAGAUAAUGGGUGAUUUACCCUCGCCCAGAGUUCAACCAUCAAGACCUUUUGCAGUCACCGGUGUUGAUUAUGCUGGUCCAUAUUCUAUUAAGUCCCAAGUUGGGAGAAGAACAAAAACUUUCAAGUGUUACGUAUCCAUUUUUGUGUGUUUCUCAACAAAAGCUGUACACUUGGAGUUAGUCAGUGAUCUAUCAACUUCAACGUUUUUAGCAGCUCCAAAAAGAUUUAUCGCCCGACGAGGCAAACCAUCUAAAAUUUCGAGUGACUGUGCUACUAACUUCAAAGGUGGUAGUAAGGAACUGAAGGAAAUUUAUAAAAAUGCAGCACGCAUUGAGAAAAGCAGUGAAAUUAUGUGA